UCUACUCUGCGGUGGGAAGUGACAUGCCAUCAAAAGGAAAAAUAAAAGGACAAAGAGCUAAGUAAUAACUAUGUGGCAGCAAGAACACAGGGAAAUUAAUGAAAAUGAACCAAGUUCCUGAGUGAUGAGAUAUUGAUAGUUACCAGCCCUUCAGGAUGCUGCAUGUUAGUGACUUGCCUCCUCCUCGGCGACAUUCGUGGAUAUGCUUUGAUGUGGAAAAUGGCCCUUCCCCAGGUCGGAGCCCUCUGGAUCCCCAGGCCAGCUCUUCCUCAGGGCUGGUGCUUCAUGCCACCUUUCCCGGACACAGCCAGCGCAGAGAGUCCUUUCUCUACAGAUCAGACAGCGACUAUGAUUUGUCACCAAAGGCGAUGUCGAGAAACUCUUCACUUCCAAGCGAGCAACAUGGCGAUGACUUGAUUGUUACUCCAUUUGCCCAGGUCCUUGCCAGCUUGCGAAGUGUGAGAAACAACUUCACUCUAUUGACAAACCUUCAUGGAACAUCCAACAAGAGGUCCCCAGCUACUAGUCAGCCUCCUGUCUCCAGAGUGAACCCACAAGAAGAAUCUUAUCAAAAAUUAGCAAUGGAAACGCUGGAGGAAUUAGACUGGUGUUUAGACCAGCUAGAGACCAUUCAGACCUACCGCUCUGUCAGUGAGAUGGCUUCUAACAAGUUCAAAAGAAGGCUGAACCGGGAACUGACACACCUCUCGGAAAUGAGCCGGUCAGGGAACCAGGUGUCUGAGUACAUUUCAAACACGUUCUUAGACAAGCAGAAUGAUGUGGAGAUCCCAUCUCCCACUCAGAAAGACAGGGAGAAAAAGAAGAAGCAACAGCUCAUGACACAAAUAAGCGGAGUGAAAAAACUGAUGCACAGUUCAAGUUUAAACAACACAAGUAUCUCACGCUUUGGAGUCAACACAGAAAAUGAAGAUCACCUGGCCAAGGAGCUGGAAGACCUGAAUAAAUGGGGCCUUAACAUCUUCAAUGUGGCUGGAUAUUCACACAAUAGGCCCCUAACAUGCAUCAUGUAUGCUAUAUUCCAGGAAAGAGACCUCCUGAAGACAUUCAAAAUUUCAUCUGACACAUUUGUAACCUACAUGAUGACUUUAGAAGACCAUUACCAUUCUGACGUGGCAUACCAUAACAGCCUACAUGCUGCCGAUGUAGCCCAGUCAACCCAUGUUCUCCUUUCUACACCAGCAUUAGAUGCUGUCUUCACAGAUUUGGAAAUUCUGGCUGCCAUUUUUGCAGCUGCCAUCCAUGACGUGGAUCAUCCUGGAGUCUCCAAUCAGUUUCUCAUCAACACAAAUUCAGAACUUGCUCUGAUGUAUAAUGAUGAAUCUGUGUUGGAAAACCAUCACCUUGCUGUGGGUUUCAAACUGCUACAAGAAGAACACUGUGACAUCUUCCAGAAUCUUACCAAGAAGCAACGCCAGACUCUUAGAAAAAUGGUCAUUGACAUGGUCUUAGCAACGGAUAUGUCCAAACAUAUGAGCCUGCUCGCAGACCUUAAGACAAUGGUCGAAACGAAAAAAGUUACAAGUUCAGGCGUUCUUCUUCUGGACAACUACACUGAUCGUAUACAGGUACUUCGCAACAUGGUACACUGUGCCGACCUGAGCAACCCCACCAAGUCCUUGGAAUUGUAUCGGCAAUGGACAGACCGCAUCAUGGAGGAAUUCUUCCAGCAAGGAGACAAAGAACGGGAGAGAGGGAUGGAGAUUAGCCCAAUGUGCGAUAAACAUACAGCCUCUGUGGAAAAAUCCCAGGUUGGUUUCAUUGACUACAUCGUCCAUCCAUUGUGGGAGACCUGGGCAGAUCUGGUACAGCCUGAUGCUCAGGACAUUCUGGACACAUUAGAAGAUAAUAGGAACUGGUAUCAGAGCAUGAUACCCCAGAGUCCCUCCCCACCGCUGGAUGAGCAGAACAGAGACUGCCAGGGUCUGAUGGAGAAGUUUCAGUUCGAACUGACCCUUGAAGAGGAAGAUUCCGAAGGACAUGAGAAGGAGGGUGAGGGCCAUAGCUAUUUCAGCAGCACGAAGACACUAUGUGUGAUAGAUCCAGAAAAUAGAGAUUCACUGGGAGACACUGACGUGGACAUUGCAACAGAAGACAAGUCCCCGGUCGACACAUAAUCUCUCCGCGUGGAGAGGAACAUUCCACCCUUGACAAGCAUGCCAGCUGUGUGGUAGGGCCAACCCACCAUGGGGGCCAAGGCCUACACGGGACAAAGGCCAGCUGGCCUUUCCAGUUACUUGAGUUUGGAGGCACAAUGAAAGACCAUGAAGCAAACAGCCGCUCAGGAAAUUCCUCGGUCGACUUGCCUUGCUUGCAGGCGUGGCGAAGAGCUGAAGCUUUACGUGGUACUGAAGACCAGUCCUUACCAUGACUAAAUGGCUUGAAAAUGGAAGAUGCAAAAUGGAGAGAUCGUUCUGCGCUAACUUUUGGGACACCAAAGUCCCCGCUAGUGACUGAACUUACUAACGACUUCAUUUAUGAAUCUGCUCACCUUGUCCCCUUGUCUGCCAACCUGUGUGCCUUUUUUGUAAAGCAUUUUCACGUCUUUCAAAUGCCUGUUGAAUACCUAGAGUUUAGUAUCAACUUCUACACAGAUAAGCAUUCAAAGUUGACAUAAUCUUUUUUGACUCUUUCUGGGAAAAAAAAAAAAAGGAAAGAAAACGGUCUUCCUUCUUUCUAGGGCAAUAUCUUUCACUUUACUGCAGUUACUUUUGCAAACAGACAGAAAGGAUACACUUCUAACCACAUCUGACUUCCUUUCCUUGUUGUCUGUUCCAGCUCCACAGCUGCCCUGACCACUUAUCUCUGUCUGCCUGCUUUGAACAGCAUUUUUUCUCCACUAGGGUUUCACUUUUUUGCUGUAAAAAGAAUAAAGUCGAACACACUAGGGGGUAGGAAGUGGUAGUUGUGUUGUUCACCAUAACAAUCUGCAUAAACUCAGCAUCUAAGGCAGUGUGCCUGCUGUGUCCGGGACCCCCCUCUGCCACCGGGAGUUGCACGGUGCCCUGUCCUGGUCGUUGCCUCUUCUCUGCACCCAGUUAUGCUGUUUUCAAUCUAAUGCUGCCUUCUUUCUCUUGCACUGCCUUCCUUGCUAACACCUCCAUUCCUGUUUAUAACCAUGUAUUUAUUACUUAAUGUAUAUAAUGUAAUGUUUUGUAAGUUAUUAAUUUAUAUAUAUCUAACAUUGCCUGCCAACGGUGGUGUUAAAUUUGUGUAGAAAACUCUGCCUAAGAGUUGCGACUUUUUCUUGUAACGUUUUGUAUUGUGUAUUAUAUAACCCGAACAUCACUUGAGAGAAACAUACAGCCCCCUCAGCAGUGAGGACAGGAGUGGGGUGGGGGGCUUUAUCGUAGGGUCUGCCCCUUUCCCUAUCUGAGUUGCUAAUACUGCACAACCCCUUGAUGAACCAGUUUUGCAAACAAGAUUCUCACCUUAGAUACUAAAUGGUUUAUACUGAGCUUUUACUUUUGUAUAGUUUGAUAAGGGUAGGGGGCCGGGGAGGUAGUUUUUACCCAUGUUCUAUCCAAAUCUAUGUAUGCAUGGGUUGGGUGUCACUGGGUUCUACUAUAAUUGUGGCUUUGGUUCCAAAAGAAACACUACAUUUGCUCCCAGAUGAUUCUUCUGCGUAUUCCCAAACUACCGACUUUGAAGAGCUAGCCUCCUGCCUGCCAGUAAGCAGGACUGUCAAGUUCCAAUUUAUUACAAAAGAAAACAAUAAAACAAUGUGAAUUUCUAUAAUGUGAACCGAUGUAGUAAAUUAUGCAAAUGUGAAGCUUCCUCUCAUAACACUUGUUAGGCCCCUUCCCGGGGUCAGUUUCAGUUUGUAAAAUGUGUUUCAUGCUUUCAGUUCAGCAUUGUGACUCAAUAGUUAAAGAAAAUGGCACAAAUGUGCAUGACCAAUGGGUAUGUAUGUCUAUGAACACUGCAUUGUUUCAGGUGGACAUUUUAUUGUUUCAAAAGUUUCUCACAGUGUAUGUUAUAAUAUUAUUAUAUAUUGUGCUCCAAUGCAUUCUUCAGAGACUUUUAUAUGAGGUGAAUAAACAACAGCAUGAUUAGCUUA
Messenger RNA from Tupaia belangeri chinensis (Chinese tree shrew), 4078 nucleotides. RefSeq names its product phosphodiesterase 4B (gene PDE4B). Bases 156 to 2135 code for a protein of 659 amino acids. Gene Ontology annotation, biological process: signal transduction. The transcript is spliced from 15 exons. The record is from RefSeq and is a predicted model, not a curated record. Gene Ontology annotation, molecular function: 3',5'-cyclic-nucleotide phosphodiesterase activity. Lineage: Eukaryota; Metazoa; Chordata; Mammalia; Scandentia; Tupaiidae.